CCGGGAGGCGAGGAGUCUAGGUCGGCGGCCACCGAGAGGCGCGGGCGGGGGGCGGGGGGGAGAAGGCGGGGCCAGGAGAAGCAGGUUCCAGCCUUGUCGUGAGCUGCCUCCUGGUGGCCCCAUGUGGCGGAGACUCAGAGCCCUGCGUGUGCUGGGGGCACUGCUGGCGGUGCUAUGGGCGCCAACGAGGCUGUGGGCGGUGAGCGAUUACCCAGACUGUAGCUGGACUGUUCUUCUGAACAAGUUCGAGAAGGUGGGCCUUAAAGUAAGUGACCGCUUCUCGGAACAACUGCCUCUGAACUCAGUGAGCAAAGUAUUCAGCCUGCUGGUGGGCGCACCCAUCGACCCGGAUGAGGUGUAUAUGGGCUUUCCUUACUACCUGAGGAUCUACUAUUACUGUGAUGGACGGGUUUCAAACUCUAUGAUCCGCAAGGGCCACCUGACCGGGCUGAAGCCUGUGGUGGUAGUGAAAUUCCAGUCUCCCGUCAACUUCUAUCUCUGGAAGACAGAGCAUGUGGAGAUUCAGAUGGAGGCAGCUCCCUUCCGCAUCACAGAGGCAUGCAUAGUGGAGCACGUGUGUGUCAUGAGCUGGUACACACCCAUGCCCAUCAAGAACGGCAGUGUGGUCAUGGACGUGGACAUCAGCAGCAACGGCCUGGGGCCCUUCAUCCCCAGCAAAAGGUUCCAAGUAAACAUCAAUGGCUUCCUGAAGAAGAAGGAAGAUGGAACACUAGGGUUCUCCAUAGGGGACGAGAUCUUCGAUCUGAAACCCCGGUACUUCCUGAAUUCGGCAUCCAGGCCACUGUGGUUCACUGUGGAACAUACACCUGUGCUGAUAUUGGGUGGCAUUCCAGAGGAGAAGGUCAUUCUUGUCAGUGACACCAACUUCAAAGACUACUCUCUUGUGGAGCUGAGCAUUGACAGCUGCUGGGUAGGCUCCUUCUACUGCCCCCAGUCCAACUUCACAGCCACCAUCUACGACACCAUCGCCUUGGAGAGCACUCUCUUCAUUCGGCAGAACCAGCUGGUCUACUAUUUCACAGGCAAUUACAGCACGCUCCUUGAGAAAAACCACAGCAGCGAAAGGUGGGUGAGGGUCCUGGCAGAUGAAUGCAUCAAGAAGCUGUGCCCGGAGUUCUUCCCCAGCAACGGCUCUGAGUACAUCAUGGCCAUCACCACCGGCAAGCAGGAAGGUUAUCUCUACCUAGGCACCAUCACAGAUGGCCGCGUGUCCUUCCAGAUGCUGCCCAAGCAGCGGCCGGUGUGCGUAGUGUUACAAGCUGCCAACUGCUCCAUAAUCUGGUCCUUGUACAUCUCGAGCGAUCGCAAGCUACUGAUGCUGGUGGAGGAACCACAGCCCACCAAGAAGAAGUUCAGCCUGGUCACCUAUGAACUGGACACCGAUGUCCUGUCCAUCUUCUACAUCAUCCCGGAAUUCAUCCCUGACGCUCGGGGCCUGCAGUUCCUGAUGUUCCUGGGGUCAGAGUCCUACACCACCACCCUGAUGGACCCCAAGGGCUUGUUCUACAACCCCUACAACCACCUGCUGUUCAUCUGGGGCAACUUCCUCCUGCAGAGCCACAGCAAUGAAAACUUCAUCUACCUAGCUGACUUCCCCAAGGAACUGACCAUCAAGUACCUGGUCAACUCAUAUCGAGGGGACAUAGCUGUUGUCACUGAGAAUGAGGAGAUCUGGUAUCUUGUGGAGGGCACCUACCGUCUGUAUAAGCUGUUCCCAUCAAGGGGCUGGGAUGUGCUCAUCAGCCUAAAUGCCAUGAAGAUGUCAUCCCUCUACACCCAGAACGAGACCAUGGUCACCCUCUUCUACGAGGACAACAGACUGUAUCAGCUGAUGUUCCUCAUGAACAAGCAACAGCAGAGCAAGCUGGUGAAGCGGGUGGUGCCCGUUGAGAAGCUGCUGAUGUACCAGCAGGUCAACAACCAGCGCACCCUGGUGCAGCAAGCACAGCUAGGGGCCCAGCCAACUCUGAGCUUCAAAAACCUCUGCCCGUUCUCGGUGAUGCGGAUCAGGGACCUGCCCAACCCACAGAUCUACACGCGCCAGGAGCGCUACCAGGCACUACCGCCCCGGGUACUAGAGCGCUCCGGCUUCCACAACAAGAACUCGCUGGCGGUCUACCAAGGCCUCGUCUAUUACCUGCUCUGGCUGCACUCCAGGUACCACAAGCCAUAUGCGGACCCCGUGCACGACUCCACCUGGCGCUGGUGGAAGAACAAGAAACAGGAUCAGCAUUACUACUUCUACCUGGCGAGCAACUGGCGGACUAAGGCUAACGCACACCUGGACAUGUCCAGCUACGAAAAGAUCUACAACCUGAAGCCCAAGUACGAGCUGCCCGAGCGCAUUUUCCUGGACAAGGGCACCAGCUACACCUUCUCACUCUUCCUGACCCAUGCGGGGGAAUUCAUCAAGUCGGAUCUCCAAUUCGGCUACUCCAGCAAGCUGCAGAGCGAGGUGGGCCUGGGUGUGGUGCUGGCCGACCCCAAGUGCAUCGACGUGACGGUGAAGGAGCAGGUCCUUAUUAAUCGCAACUCCGUGUUCUUCUGGAUUACACUCAGUGACAAAAGCGUCUGCUUCGACCAGGGCAUCAGUGGACACCACCUCCUGAAGACAUCCAUGGUGGUCAGGGUGGUGGAUUCGGCUGGCUACUGCUUCCAGGACACCAAACUGGGGCCCCGCAUGCAAGGCAACCUGAUGGUGCCAGUGUUCAUUGGCUGCCCCCCGGGCAAGCGCCUAGCCUUUGACAUCACCUACACUCUCGGGUACAACAGGCUGAUGAACAAGCACUACUACAACUGCGUAAAGGUCGACCCCGAGAUGCCCUGCUUCCUCUUCCGUGAUGUCUUCUACCCCUUCUUCUUGAUCCAAGACUUGGUGACGGGAGAUUCUGGCAGCUUCCAGGGCAGCUACGUGCUCAAGGUGGUGGGUGGCGGGCCUUCUAUGGAGGAGGUGCGGGACUACAGCGAGGAGGAGAUCUUCCGCUUCAACAGCCCACAGGACAAGACCAACAGCCUCAUCUGGACCACAAAGAACACGACCACCGAGGACAUGGCCUUCAACAUCAGAUCCCAUCAGAGCCCAGGCAUCUCGUGGCUGUGUCAGGAGAACUCCCCAUGCCACGACACCAUUCCCAACAGCAUCUUCUCCCCCGAAUUCUACUUCCGGCUGUUGGUGAGCAACAAAGGGGUGGACAAGAGCACAUACUGUGACUACCAGCUCACCUUCGUGCUGCAUGUUCACGGGCUUCCACUCAGUCCCAAGCGGGCCUUCUUCAUCCUCAUGGUGUCAGCCAGUGUGUUCAUCAGCCUGGUGGUCCUCUACAUUAUCGUCUUACUCCUGAUGCCCUUCAUGGUGAUGGGCUGCAGCAAAAUCCGCUGGAAGAUCAACAACCUCAUCGCCUCAGAAUCCUUCUACUCCUCCUAUAUCUCCUCAUCCGGAGAUUUCAUCAGGUCAAAGGCCAGGGGCAAUGUCAACACCAAAAUCAUGCCCAAGAUGUCAGUUCUGAUGAGGGUUUAACUGAAGGAGCCCAUGAAGCAGUAGUUGAAGCAGCCCUGAGUCUCUUUGCCAGUCUCCCUCCCCAACCCCCAGUUCCAGCCAGCCUCAUCUCACACUUAUUGAAGACAUCUUAGAAAUGGAACCAGUCACCUGCCCCCAUGCCUUCCUUUCAUUCUUUCUAUGUGGCUGGAGUUUUCAUUUCUUCAGACUCCUUGAUUCAAGACCAGCAGUGGCUCCUUACAAGGCUGCACAGCUAGUUGGUUGGCAUCACACGGAGUCUAUUCCAGUUUCUCUGUGUGCUUGCUACAGUCCAUCAGGCUCCCCAAGAACCUGGCCCCUGGCUGUGGCCUGCAAUCUGUUCUGAUCAUUCAGUGCCCAGGUUUAGUACCAGCAUGCAAUAUUUCAAAUGAUAUCAAUCUUGUAUCUGGCCUAAAGAGAGGACUUGGGAGAGGGUCAGAUUUUUUACAUCAGUCUCACACUUUAUCUCCUUAUGAGUCUGAAAUGUGUAGUAACCUACUGUUCAAAGUUUUAAAAAAAAUUUAA
Messenger RNA from Erinaceus europaeus (western European hedgehog), 4060 nucleotides. It is a transcript of the gene CATSPERG, whose product is annotated as cation channel sperm associated auxiliary subunit gamma. The coding region runs from base 122 to 3538 and encodes 1138 amino acids. NCBI's taxonomy places the organism in Eukaryota, Metazoa, Chordata, Mammalia, Eulipotyphla, Erinaceidae. Gene Ontology annotation, cellular component: motile cilium; CatSper complex; sperm principal piece. The record is from RefSeq and is a predicted model, not a curated record. The transcript is spliced from 29 exons.